CUUUUUCCGGAGAUUUUAAACGCAUCAGAAGCAGAUCUAGCUUGUUAGCCCCGGUGUAGCAAAGAUGCAGCUAGCUCUGAGUAAAACAUUUGGCCAGAAACCAGUUAAGUUCCAGCUGGAAGAAGAUGGAGACUUUUACAUGGUGGGAUCAGAGGUCGGGAACUACCUGCGGAUGUUCAGAGGCUCCCUCUAUAAGCGUUACCCAUCACUAUGGAGGCGGCUGGCCUCCGUGGAGGAGAGGAAGAAGAUCAUGGCUUCAUCCCACGCCACCAGCGUGACGCUGCUGAAGGCCUCAGAGUGCGAGGAGAUCUUCGACGGGAAUGAUGAAAAGUACAAGGCUGUGUCCAUCAGCACCGAGCCUCCGGCGUACCUCAGGGAGCAGAAGGCGAAGCGCAGCAGCCAGUGGGUUCCCACCUUACCCAACAGCUCCCAUCACCUGGACGCCGUUCCUUCCUCCACCUCCAUCAACAGAAACCGGAUCGGCCGCGACAAGAAGAGGACCUUCCCCCUCUGCUUCGAUGACCACGACCCGGCGGUGAUCCAUGAGAACGCGGCGCAGGCGGAGGCGCUGGUUCCGAUCCGGUUGGACAUGGAGAUCGACGGACAGAAGCUGAGAGACGCCUUCACCUGGAACAUGAACGAGAAGCUGAUGACGCCGGAGAUGUUCGCCGAGAUUCUGUGCGACGACCUGGACCUGAACCCGCUGGCCUUCGUCCCCGCCGUGGCGUCCGCCAUCCGCCAGCAGAUCGACUCGUAUCCUAGCGACGGGCUGCUGGAGGAGCAGACCGACCAGCGCGUCAUCAUCAAGCUGAACAUCCACGUGGGGAACAUUUCUCUGGUGGACCAGUUUGAGUGGGACAUGUCUGAGCGCGACAACUCGCCGGAGGCCUUCGCCCUCAAGCUGUGCUCCGAGCUGGGCCUGGGCGGAGAGUUCGUCACCACCAUCGCCUACAGCAUCCGGGGGCAGCUCAGCUGGCACCAGCGCACCUACGCCUUCAGUGAGAACCCGCUCCCCACGGUGGAGAUCGCCAUCAGGAACACCGGAGACGCCGACCAGUGGUGCCCCCUGCUGGAGACUCUGACAGACGCAGAAAUGGAGAAGAAGAUCCGAGACCAGGACAGAAACACAAGGAGAAUUAGACGUCUGGCCAACACCGCCCCCUCCUGGUAGGACGCCUCCAGCCCGGACCCACCCGGACCCACCCGGACCGACUGCUGGCCUGAUCACCAUGUAGCGCCUCAUGUAGUGUUUGUUCUGACCCGUUUCUGCUCCAUGCAGCCUCCACUCUGCAGCUGCAGGUUCUGGCCUCCAGAACCUUCAGGUUCAUCAUGCUUCAGUACCAGGACGAUGAGUUACCGUGGAAACCGCUGCUGGUUGGUGCCGCCAGUGUUGGAGGCUGGAGCAGAACUUCCUGCUUCUCACCAACCAGAACAAACCGACGCUCCUGGUUCUGCUUUAACCCGGUUCUGACCCGGUAGAGGUUCUGCAUGCAGACUCAUGUUUCCUGAGGAGGAGGAGGAUCUUCAUCACGUGGUUCCCUCAUGGGCAGACCAUGGUCAUUUCAUCUUCUUUUGUAAGUUGUUGGACAUUUAUAUUGACUGUUUUUAUAUAAAAACAAUAAAACAAAGAUUAACCAAAU
This is a messenger RNA of Gambusia affinis (western mosquitofish), 1640 nucleotides long. Its product is annotated as SWI/SNF-related matrix-associated actin-dependent regulator of chromatin subfamily B member 1-like. The transcript has 9 exons. Gene Ontology annotation, cellular component: nuclear chromosome; nucleus. The record is from RefSeq and is a predicted model, not a curated record. Gene Ontology annotation, biological process: chromatin remodeling; regulation of transcription by RNA polymerase II. Lineage: Eukaryota; Metazoa; Chordata; Actinopteri; Cyprinodontiformes; Poeciliidae. Bases 65 to 1171 code for a protein of 368 amino acids. Gene Ontology annotation, molecular function: transcription coregulator activity.